CGUAACAACGCUUGGACUCUUAAAGGUCUAUUCCUGGCCUUCAUACUCGUUGACUCUCUCCUCGACUUAAUAUGAAAAUUAAAGAGUUAAAUCGAACUUCUCAUGUAGCGUGGAGCGCUCCAGAGGUUGAUACUGUACUUUUAGCUGCAGGAACAAGUGCCCAACAGGUGGAUUUAUCUUUUAAUACCAAAGCUGAAUUGGAAAUUUUUGAUCCUAACACCAGAGAUAACGAGCCACUAGGAAAAGUUGAAACGUCCGAAAGGUUUCAUUGCUUAGCGUGGGGAUCUUUUGGUGUUAGUAACGGCAAUAGCACCAAGGGAAUAAUAGCUGGCGGGCUUGACAAUGGCGCCAUUUGCUUGUGGGAUCCAAACCGUAUAAUAAACGGUGACUCUGCUUUAAUAUUCGAAAGCAAAAAGCAUGUGGGCCCUGUACGCUCCGUUCAGUUCAAUCCUUUUCAAGCACACGGCCUGGCCUCUGGUGGAAGGAACUGCGACAUAUUCGUAUGGAACGUGGAAAAGGGGGAGCCUAGGCAACUCCUACCCAAACCAACACAAGCCGAGGUCAACAGCAUCGCGUGGAACAAGCAUUGCUCGUAUAUUCUGGGAAGUUGUGGGGGCGACGGCGUCACAUAUAUAUGGGACCUGCGCGCUUCCAAGACUAUUUUUAGACUGAACGAGGCUAGCAACGAGCGCUACCGGGCGUCUUGUAUGGAGUGGAACCCAGAGUCCUAUAUGAAGCUUGUAACUGCCUUUGAAGAUCCGCGGUUCUCGGCUGUUCAGCUGUGGGACUUGCGCAGCUGCCAUACCCCUGUCUACACGCUGAUGAGCCAUCAGAAGGGCGUCCUUUCGUUGGCUUGGUGCCCAAAGGACUCUGAUUUGCUAAUGGUUUCGAGUAUCGACUGCAGGACUGUUGUGUGGAACCCUAACACGAGCCAGAGCUGGUCUGUUGUAGCGGAACUUUCGAACUACAAGAGUCCUGUUUACGACACCAAGUGGUGUUCCAAAGACCCCAAUUUGCUCUGCACGGCGGCCGCACAAUCUUUAACCAUCCACAAUGCCUUUGUGUCAAGAAGUAGCGACUCCAGAGACUCUCAGAGCUCCGUAUUCGACUCUGCGCCGGCCGAUCUCAGUAUUGCCAAGGAGCCCAGGUGGCUUGGCCGCCCGUGUGGAGGAAUUUUUGGCUUUGCGGGGCGUCUGGUGCGCUUCAGUAAAGGAUCAAACAAAGUUUUCAUAUCGAGUAUUGCUACCGAUAAGGGGUUAGUACGCCGCUCUGUGGAGCUGAAAGCUUCCUUAACCCAGAAUACCACCUCCGCCUACUGCGAGAAAAGAUCCUCCGAAACUACCAGUCCUGAAGAAAAGUCGAUAUGGCUACUAAUGAGAAAUAACUUUGAGGACAGCAAAAGGGGCGGUUUGAUGCAAUUAUGGGGGCCGCAGACAGCCCCUCAGAAGGAUGUCCACUCGUCGACCACGACCGCCACCUCGUCUCCCCGACCACAGUCAUAUACCGAAAUGGACCCCUCCGAAACAUUUUCCUUUGAAAAUCUCUCUCUUAUUGAAAACACUCACUCGGAUGAUGAGGCCACAACUGGCAAGGAAAACCGAGAAGAUGCGCCGGGCUCCUUUGCCUUGGACGGUAUGGGCUCUGAGCUAGAUAACGACAUUGCGCAGUCGGUUCUCUCGGGUAGGCUGCCGGACGCUGUGAAGCUCUGCCUCAACAAUGACAGACUGAGCGAUGCUUUGUUGGUUGCUACAUUUGGCUCUUCCCAGCUGCUAAAAAGCACGCAAAUGGAGUAUUUGCGGAAAUCCAACUCCAAACUCAACCAUCUACUUCGCAUCUUUGUGGACUCGGACUGGAAAAUGGUGGUCUCCUCGAUCGAGCUUUCGCAGUGGAAGGAAAUCUUCGCAUUCAUAUGCACAUAUCCAGACGAAACCGAGUUUACUUCUCUCUUUGACAUUCUGGGCGAUCGUUUUGAACACGCGCAAAACGCCGAAUACAGCUUCCAAGCGCUUCUCUGUUAUGUAUGUUCGAAGAACGUCUGCAAGUUUUCCGCGGCUUGGAACAAAGUAAGACCACUUAAUGGCGAAAGCCUUUACGAUUUUGUGGAACUCGCACUGAUGUUGUCCGAGUCAGCCGGCGAGCCGUACAUUUACGACACUUUCUUGUGUCAGAAGAUUCGGGAGUACUGCGAACUAGUCACCGCGCAGGGCUGUGUAGACACGGCUCAGUACUUUCUAGAGAAGCUCUCUUCUAAUGAUCUGCAUGUUGCCAUUUUGAGGGAUCGAGUGUACAAGUUGAGACCUGACGGGACACAGAGGGACUUUCCCUUUGAAGCAUUGGAGGUUCCCCUGCCUUCGGCUCCCCGCGAAAACGGAGACGCCGCGGACUCUGCCUCCUGGGACCCUGUUGAGCGGCAGGGUGGGGGUAAUGGCCCAACGAUGCCCUCGCUGGACACACGCGAGACCUUUCCACUGCAGCAGCCAUACCAUCACCAAUCCCGCUACCCGCCUUCUGGUCCUCAACACCCGUUAUAUGCUCAAUACCAACCACCAAUCCCCCACCAACCCUAUCAACAGCCGCCGCCCCAGCACCAUACGGCUUUUCCUCCCACAGACCCACCACAUCCGGAGGGGGCAGCUAAUUUUCUGGGGGCCUAUCCGCAAAGUGUAGCUCCUCUAGUAGCCCCGCCCGUAAGUGAACAGCCCGCUUACAUCCAGCCAAGAGUGGCUCCGCCCUCCUUUCCACCAAGUAAUAAGCCGUCCCUCUGGGAACCACCAAGACCAGUCACCCCAGCGAGCCUCAUAGGGGGACAGCAGAAUGCUCUUAGUUAUCUGCCCAAUCAGCAUCUUCCCCUGUCUUCCUACGGGACUUCUGUGCGCCCCCCGAAUCUGGCUAAUGAAAUGGCCGUUAGACCUCUGAAGAAGACUACCCCUACCGCCAACGCCAAUGUUUACGAGCACAUGGGCACCGGCCUUGCCCCGACCGUUGGCAUUCUGACGCCCAACCCACCAGGGUCAGCGCAACCUGUAUCUCAGCAGCGGUACUACUCGGCAGUCAAUGGAGUUUCCCAGCAGCAAAAUUUUGUUGACCCGAGUUUUCAGUUCAGUAGCCUCCCAUCGAAGGCCCAGAAUACCGUUCACUCUUUGCCAAGCAACAUGCCCGCUGCACCAGAGCCCCCUCAAGAGUCUUCUCUUAAUAAACCACCUAUUCCCGAAAAAUAUACAGCAAUUGUUUCUUCUUUAAACGAUGCCAUUACUCGCUGCUCAAAAGUUCAAAAUUCGAUCGUCAAAAAAAAACUUGACGAAGUCAGACGAAAGUUAGAAGACCUGUUCGACUCUCUCAGAGAAGAUAAUGUUCGACCUGAAGUGCUCCAGUCUCUGAACGAGUACUGCACUGCACUUAGCGAACGCAACUAUUUACUAUGCCACAAGGCCUACACGUUUAUGGCAACUACUCCAAACUCUUCCAGUAUAUCGCACUGGUUAACUUCCCUCCGAGCGUUGACCCAGUUGCUUGUAAGCAACCGUCUUUAAGAUGCUA
Messenger RNA from Zophobas morio, 3537 nucleotides. Its product is annotated as protein transport protein Sec31A-like. The record is from RefSeq and is a predicted model, not a curated record. Bases 72 to 3530 code for a protein of 1152 amino acids. Gene Ontology annotation, cellular component: COPII vesicle coat; endoplasmic reticulum exit site. Gene Ontology annotation, biological process: COPII-coated vesicle cargo loading; intracellular protein transport; endoplasmic reticulum to Golgi vesicle-mediated transport. Gene Ontology annotation, molecular function: protein binding; structural molecule activity. The transcript is spliced from 32 exons. NCBI's taxonomy places the organism in Eukaryota, Metazoa, Arthropoda, Insecta, Coleoptera, Tenebrionidae.